This is a messenger RNA of Endocarpon pusillum Z07020, 735 nucleotides long. RefSeq lists its product as uncharacterized. Gene Ontology annotation, molecular function: S-adenosylmethionine-dependent methyltransferase activity. Lineage: Eukaryota; Fungi; Ascomycota; Eurotiomycetes; Verrucariales; Verrucariaceae. The transcript is spliced from 2 exons. The record is from RefSeq and is a predicted model, not a curated record. Bases 1 to 735 code for a protein of 244 amino acids.
AUGUCUUCUCUGAAUCCUCCAACGGAUACUAUGUCCAAAGGCCCAUCACAAAUCCGAUACAUGGACACCGCCUCUGCCUAUGACCUCUGGUCUCAGGUGUAUGACACUGAUGGAAAUUUCCUUCAAGCUCUCGAUACCAUUGAGAUGAGUUCUCUUUUACCCAAUUUCCUCCGUCAAAUUCGACCACCUAAGCCGUGGAAGAUUGUAGACCUUGGAUGUGGAACAGGUCGAAAUACGCUGUCACUCUUGAAAAUUCCUGACACAAGCAUUAUCGGCCUCGAGCUUAGCCCGAAAAUGAUGGAGGUCGCUCAUGCACGUGUCGAGAAGGAACUUGAGCAGCUACAUAAGAGCGACCGAUGUCGAAGCAUUGAGCUUAAACUUUUCGAUAUGGUUGAGCAACGACAUCCCCCAGAUUGCGCCAUGGAAACAGACGCGAUCAUUUCAACUCUUGUACUUGAACACGUGCCAACGGAAGCCUUCUUCAAGACCGCUUUCCAGAUACUGAAGCCCGACGGAGUCUUGCUCGUUACCAACAUGCAUUCCGAUAUGGGAAAUAUCAGCCAAGCUGGAUUUUUAGAUCCUAAGUCUGGCGAAAAGAUCCGACCGCAGAGCUAUGCGCACAGCGUUGAAGAUGUUGUCACAGAGGCAAAGAAGCAAGGCUUUGCGCUUGAAGGCGAUGGCAAAGAAGUGGAUAGGAGUAAUGGUAUGGUAUGCAAUGUUCUUUCGGAAAGUUGA